Messenger RNA from Lates calcarifer (barramundi perch), 2526 nucleotides. RefSeq names its product GRAM domain-containing protein 2B. The record is from RefSeq and is a predicted model, not a curated record. The transcript is spliced from 13 exons. NCBI's taxonomy places the organism in Eukaryota, Metazoa, Chordata, Actinopteri, Centropomidae. Bases 145 to 1200 code for a protein of 351 amino acids.
ACCACUUGCUACUUUAGAGAUACUUCUAGGAAAGGAAACCAAGAGUCACACACACAAGCUGUUUCAAUGACUUUUUAAACUGGAGGGAGCUAAACAGAUUGAGAUACAGAGUUGCGCUGCAUGAAUGAACGUGUGUGCAUGUGAAUGAGUUGGAAGUGUUUAUUUUGCACCAUGAGUGUCAAAAGCAGGAGAUUCUCAUUGGACAGCUCUGUCUGUCUGGACGGAGUCGGAAUGCUUGGCGUAAGAAGAGGCAGCAGCAGGUUUAGCAGUAAGAAAUCCAGACAAAGCCAGAGCCUGGAUGAUGCCCGGCUGGAGAUCCAGGAGCUUAAUCACAGCCUCACUUCCAACACAUCCUUCAGGGAACAGACCAUAGCAGAGGAGAGUCUUGAGCGAUCAAAUGAACUCAUCAACAAUCAUAGCAUCCUGAAGCACAAGAAAAGCUUCCACAAGCUGUUUCCAGAGAUUCCUGAGGCAGAAAACCUGACACACAUGUUCAUCUGUGCCUUGCAGAAGGAGGUGUUAUAUCAUGGAAAACUGUUUGUUUCUGAGAACUACGUGUGUUUCCACUCCUCCGUGCUGCUCAAAGACACCAAGGUGGUGAUUCCCACGUCCAGUGUCAGGGGGGUGAAGAAACAUAACUCAGCUUUGUCCAUGUUGUCAAUCCAAACUGCUGAUGGAGAGAAGUACUCAUUUGUGUCUUUGAGGAAUCGUGAGGUUUGCUACAAACUACUCCACAGUGUCUGCUCACAGGCACAGCAGGGAGAGAGUCAAAACAGCAGUCCUCAUCUGUCUUCUGCAGAGAAUGAAGCUGAGCAUGACGUGGUCUCCAGUUAUUCCAGUUUGGACGACAGCAUAGAUCAUGAUCUGAGCAGGCAAAACAGCAUCAAUCUUGACAACGGUUUUUCUCAGAUGUCCAGUGAAGCUCCCAUGAGAAGCAAUUCCACUUAUGAAAGCAGCUUAACAGAUGAAGAUGACUCAGCUACAUCAUGGGUUUGGAAGUUCAUCGAGUCAGUUGCACCGUUCUUCAGAGAAAUAAGGAAUCUCGGCAUUCUCUUCUACAUCUACAUGAUGCUACUUGUGUUGCUGCUGAUGGCGUCCGGGUACAUCGGGCUGAGGAUCAUAGCGCUGGAGGAGCAGCUGAACACUUUGGGCGCCCUGACUGAGCUGUCUUUACACCACAGAGAGUACCAGGAAACGUAGCCAGCGGCAAAGGACUGUGCCAAACGGAUCCCUCCAGGAACUCAUGCAAUGUCCCACUCUGUUAAGAUCCUACUCUGAGCCCUGUCUAGACAGACUCCCAAAAGCAUCUUAACAUUCUGGGAGACUCUGUCCAUUUGAUAUGCACUACAUCUAAUCCAAAGAAAUGUACAAUAUUUUACACGUAUUAGUUCCCUCAAAUUAGUUAUUAAACUCCUGUAUUAGUGCCAUGUCAUGCCUGCAAUGCAACUCAGCAGUACGAUGCUUUUGGGAUGUCUGAACCAGGCCACACGUGGUGAACUACAUGGAUGACUGAGCGUGCUGGCAAAGGAGCUUCAGGACAAUAUUUUCUGUUAGGCAUGCACCGAUUCUUUGCUGACAGACCAAAAACUGAAGUGAGCUUCCCCCUGUGCUGAGCCAUAUGGAGGCAUCCUGCUGAAGCCAUGUUUAUUUCCUGGCCGGUGAACAGCUGAGCUCAGCUUGAAGAGGUUGCUGGAGUCUUGACCGUCAUUUUCUUGGAUCAGCACUACCUGCACAACAGUGAGAGCACAGCAGAGUCCAUCAAAACAGGAGGAUGAAAGAAGCACUUUGUUGAUUUUUAAAUUAAUUGUAAUUUUGAAUUUGAGGGUUCACACUGUGUAAUUUUAACUGCUGGUGUUUGGUGUUUAAGACAAAGACUGUUAAUGACAGCAGUCGGCCAGGAGAGGGCAGUCACUUCCAAUAAACUUGACUGGUACAUGAGAUACCAAGACAGGAUUUUACCUGCACCUCAUGUUCAGGCACUGAAAUUUAUUUGGAAUAUAAAUGUUACUUUUAUAUAUUUUUGCUACUGACCUUUUUGCAUAUCAAUCCUUUUGAUAAAUACUGGAGAAAUCGAUUCAUACACAUUUUGCCAAAUUGAUUCCCAUGCCUUUAAAUCAAUUUUUAAGCUUUUUGUUAAUUCUGUGUGCACAUGAAAAGUUCAUGUCAAAAUACCUGUAAAGGAUAUAUUAACAUUAUGAAAUUAUUCCUGACCUGGAAAACCCAAUUUUCCAUCAAGUAUCCAAGAUUUUUACAACUGUUUGAAGCCUGUACAGUAUCUGCACUGAUUCCAGCCAAUGGAAAGAGACUUUGUGUACAAAUCAUGUCACCCAGAUGCUAAAUGUUUUCAAGUCAUUAUACUGUAAUUAAUAAUAUUGUAUUUUUUGUAUUCACUUAUGUUUUAGUCUUAUUAACUUAUGCACUGUACAAAAAUAUAAUGACUGUUUUAAAACCAAUAAUAUCAGUUUCAUAUUUUUGUACAUAAGUGACUUUUUAUUAUUUUGUUGUCCAUAAAAAGGUCAAGAUUCA